CGGAAAGAUAGUUAGUAAAGUGCUGACAAGCAAUCGAGAAAGAUCGUUUCUCUUCAUCAUCAUCAUAAUCAUCGAUUUGCUCUGGUUAAGGCAUUGGUUUGAUUGAGAGGUUUCGUUUGCGCAUCUGAUUUCAUUGGAUUCAGUGACAAGUGACAAGUUUAGAUAAAUGCAAAGAGACUUGAAAUUCUUCUGAAUAAUAUUCAAAGUGUGAAGUGAUUUGGUUUUUGUGAUUGAGAAAAUAUUUUUGAAUGGCGGUGUCCUCGCUAAAUAUGACUCCUUAUCUGUCUGGAUAUCCUUUUCAAGGACAAGGCCGUGUGAAUCAACUAGGCGGCGUCUUCAUCAACGGUCGACCACUACCAAACCACAUCCGACUACAAAUUGUCGAAAUGGCGGGAGCAGGAGUUCGUCCUUGUGUGAUUUCCCGUCGCCUGAGAGUCUCCCAUGGAUGUGUAUCAAAGAUUCUCAACCGUUACCAAGAAACAGGAUCCAUUCGGCCAGGAGUAAUUGGAGGAUCCAAACCACGUGUUGCUACUCCAGAAAUCGAAACAAGAAUCGAAGAGCUGAAACAACAGAAUCCUGGAAUAUUCAGUUGGGAAAUUCGCGCGAAAUUGAUUGAAGAAGGUAUUUGCGAUAAAAAUACGGCACCUUCGGUCAGCUCAAUAACACGCCUGUUACGAGGUGGUAAGCGUGAUGAUAUUGGAACCGGAGGAAAUCACUCAAUCGAUGGAAUACUCGGCUCUUCGUGUGAAGAUAGCGAUAUUGAAUCCGAACCUGGUAUUCAACUUAAACGGAAACAACGUCGAUGCAGGACUACAUUUUCUGGCGAACAACUAGAGGAACUAGAGAGGGCCUUUAGUAGAACGCAAUACCCAGACGUAUAUACUCGAGAGGAACUCGCUCAAAAAACUAAGUUGACUGAAGCACGUGUUCAGGUUUGGUUUUCAAACCGUCGUGCCCGCAUGCGUAAGCAACUGACCUCUCAGCAGCUGUCAGCUUUCAAUAGCACUUUACCAGGAUUCGCAGCUUCUCAAUAUCCACAACAUAAUAAUCCAUCUGAUAUGGGAGCAGCAGCUUCCUUUGCGUCUUCAAUGCAACCGUGGCAACCAUCAUACAACAACGCUCAUAAUUCUGCAGGAUAUAACAAUCAUUUGAACAACUCCUCAAUGCUAGGAAGUACUGCAUCCUUAUCACCUCCUUCAAGUACAAUGAGUUCUAUGUCUUUGAGUCCACCCCAUGGGCAAACGCCACCACUUAUGACAUCUUCACCUACAUCAGCCCCGGCAACUUACAAUUAUACAACGAUUACGGAAACGGCUGCGCAUCAAGGCUACGGAAGUUCUCCGUAUGGAGUAUCAGGAGCCACAUCAACUACAUCAGCCGGUGAUUUUGGAGCACAGUACCGAUCUCAUAUGCAUCAUCAGUCGAAAUUUACUACCCCUGAAUGGGAUAAUUUCAGUGCAUUCUUUUCGAGCAGUCACAUGAACCCCUACGGAAGCCACCAUGGUACCGUAAGUGAAGCGAAAUCAGGAUACCCUUAUUUUGGACAGCUUAGUGGAUUGGAAAUGAGCAGAGUUCACUAACGUCAACAUCGGAAAUAGGAAAUAAGACUGAAUAGAUUUAGUUUAAUAAUCAAAAAUUGGAUCAGAGAUAAGAUAUUCAAAAAUAUCUAAAUUGAGGCUUUGAAGCUUUAUAUCUUUGUGCGACGUGGACUACGUCAUUAUUCUUAAGAAUCAAGUUUGCUUAUG
Hermetia illucens (black soldier fly) is the source of this 1745-nucleotide messenger RNA. RefSeq names its product protein gooseberry (gene gsb). NCBI's taxonomy places the organism in Eukaryota, Metazoa, Arthropoda, Insecta, Diptera, Stratiomyidae. Gene Ontology annotation, biological process: anatomical structure development; regulation of transcription by RNA polymerase II. The record is from RefSeq and is a predicted model, not a curated record. The coding region runs from base 249 to 1580 and encodes 443 amino acids. Gene Ontology annotation, molecular function: DNA-binding transcription factor activity, RNA polymerase II-specific; RNA polymerase II cis-regulatory region sequence-specific DNA binding. The transcript is spliced from 3 exons.